This is a messenger RNA of Ambispora leptoticha, 2502 nucleotides long. The record is from the annotation of a GenBank genome assembly. Lineage: Eukaryota; Fungi; Glomeromycota; Glomeromycetes; Archaeosporales; Ambisporaceae.
AUGAGACUAGUCCCGCGCGAACUAGAUAAACUUAUACUUCACCAAGUAGGAUACCUCGCGCAAAAGCGUCUAGCACGCGGCGUGAAACUUAAUCACACGGAAGCCACUGCACUUAUCGCGUCGCAACUGAUUGAAUUUAUGCGAGAUGGUGAUCGCUCAGUGGAAGAACUAAUGAAUCUGGGAAAGAGAUUACUUGGUAAACGUCACGUGUUGCCGGAUGUUUAUGAUUUGAAAGAGGUGCAAGUGGAAGGCACGUUUCCGGAUGGAACUUAUUUAGUUACGGUGCAUGAACCUAUUGGUUCCGAUGAUGGGAACUUGGAGUUAGCGUUGUAUGGUAGUUUUUUGCCGAUUCCAGAUCAAUCAAAGUUUCCUUUGAAAAAAGUUUUACCGGAAGAUGCACCGGGUGCUGUUGUUGUUGAGGAGGGUGUAAUUGAAUUGAAUAAGGGUAGGGAAAGAACGGUAAUUGAAGUGACCAAUAAUGGUGAUAGACCAAUCCAGAUUGGUUCCCAUUAUCACUUUAUCGAAACAAAUCCCUUGCUUAUGUUUGAUCGAGGACUUGCAUACGGAAAAAGAUUAGAUAUUCCAGCUGGAUCAGCAGUUCGCUUUGAACCAGGAGACACAAAACACGUCACCCUUGUUCCAAUUGGUGGUUUAAAACGUAUCAGCGGCGGAAAUAAUCUCGCCUCCGGACCGGUUGACCAAUCAAAACUAUCCUCGAUCUUACAAAAUCUCGUAACUCUAGGCUUUUCACACAAACAACAAGUCGAACUUCAUGUUAAACCGCAACCAUACAAAAUCAAUCGAAAAACUUAUGCGGCCACUUAUGGUCCUACUGUACAUGAUCGUGUCCGACUGGGGAACACGAAUUUAUGGUUGGAAAUUGAACGAGAUGAAACAGUGUAUGGGGAUGAAUGCAAAUUUGGUGGCGGUAAAGUGUUGAGAGAGGGAAUGGGUCAAGCGAAUGGUGUUUCUGAAGCGGAUGCUUUGGAUUUGGUGAUUACUAAUGCGGUGAUUGUUGAUUAUACGGGAAUUUAUAAGGCCGAUAUUGGUAUCAAAAAUGGUAUAAUUUCAGGCAUUGGCAAGGCCGGUAAUCCUGAUACAAUGAACGGCGUCCAUCCUAAUAUGAUUGUAGGCGCAACUACAGAAGUUCUUGGUGGUGAAGGACACAUCUUUACUGCUGGCGCUAUCGAUUGCCAUGUUCAUUUUAUUUGUCCACAAAUAAUUCCAGAGGCCCUCUCAUCCGGUAUUACCACGCUGAUAGGUGGCGGCACCGGUCCUAAUACUGGAACCAAAGCUACCACAUGCACGCCAGGAAAAAAUCACAUUGAAAUGAUGCUUGUUUCCACUGAUGAAGUUCCUCUAAACUUUGGAUUCACUGGUAAAGGAAAUUCGUCAGAUCCAGGUGCUCUUCGAGAGCAAAUUGAAGCUGGAGCUAUUGGUUUGAAAUUGCAUGAAGAUUGGGGAACUACACCGAGUGCUAUUGAUGAAUGUCUCAAAAUCUGUGAUCAAUAUGAUGUGCAGGCAUAUAUCCAUACCGAUACUCUAAACGAAUCCGGUUUCGUAGAAAGUUCAAUCGCAGCAUUCAAAAAUCGUACUAUUCAUGCCUACCAUUCUGAAGGAGCCGGUGGUGGUCACGCACCAGACAUCAUUCGAGUAGCCGGCGAAGAACGAGUCAUUCCCUCAUCCACAAAUCCUACCCGGCCAUACACAGCCAACACACUCGAAGAACAUAUUGACAUGUUGAUGGUGUGUCACCAUCUUGAUAGAAAUAUUCUCGAAGAUGUAAAGUUUGCCGAAUCAAGGAUAAGAGCAGAAACUAUUGCCGCUGAGGAUAUUUUACAUGACUUAGGUGCGAUUAGUAUUAUUAGUUCGGAUGCGCAAGCGAUGGGAAGAGUGGGUGAAGUAGUGCUGAGAACGUGGAAGACUGCGCAUAAGAUGAAAUUGCAACGAGGAAGGCUGGGAAGUGAUCAAGAUGGGCCUGCCGAUAAUUUUAGGAUAAAACGUUACGUUGCGAAAUAUACGAUUAAUCCUGCUAUUGCAAGUGGUGUAGGACAUUUAAUCGGCUCAAUAGAAGUUGGGAAGAUUGCCGAUAUAGUAAUGUACAACCCAGCGUUCUUUGGCACGAAACCUGAACUCAUACUAAAAUCCGGAAUAGUCGUUUGGUCACAAAUCGGCGAUGCCAACGCUUCAAUCCCCACCACACAACCGGUGAUUUCAAGACCAAUGUAUGGAGGUCUUGGUCGUGCCGCAUCUAAAAACUCUAUCGCUUUCGUGAGUAAAGCUUCCAUUACUGAAAACCGAGUACAACAAUAUGGACUAAAGAAACGAAUUGAACCUAUAAUAAAUACACGAUCGAUUGGAAAGAAGGAUAUGAAAUUGAAUGAUGCUUUGCCAAAGAUUGAAGUGGAUCCUGAUAAAUAUGUGGUGAAGGCUGAUGAUAUGGUAUGUAAUUGUGAGCCGGUAGCUGCUUUGCCGCUGACACAGUCGGUUUAUUUGUUUUAG